AUGGCUUCUACACAGAAAGCGGUUGCCGUUCUGGAAAUCGGGAAACCAGUUGCUAAUAUCAUUAGCUACCCCAUCCCAGAGCCUGGUGAAAACCAAGUGCAGCUCAAAGUCACUGUUGCAGGCGUUAACCCCCAUGACCGCAAGGUACGCGAUACGGGUAUUUUUGUUGCCACAACCCUCCCAGCCAUACUCUGUAACGAUGUUGUCGGGAAGGUCUCGAAGAUAGGGGGGGGCGUGACAGACCUAGGCAUUGGGGAUCGAGUUAUGUCACAGGCUGGGCUGACCCCCGGCUCUACACAAAAUGGCCUGCAGGAAUAUGCACUCGCAGAAAUCGGAGGUUUCUCCAGGAUUCCGGACUCAAUCACAGACGACGAAGCUGCCACCUUGCCAUGCAAUACCAUUGCAUCUUUCAUGGCACUAUUUGUUUCCCUGGCAAUCCCUGCGCCAUGGUCUCCAGGCGCCAAAGAUUUCAAUUAUGCCAGUACCACGCUAUUAAUCAUCGGCGGUGGUUCGAACUGCGGCAGAUUUGGUGUCCAGCUAGCAAAGCUCGCGGGUAUUGGGAAAAUCGUCGUUGUGGGCGGUCACGAGACCGAGCUUAUGGGAUUGGGGGCGUCACACGUUAUUGACCGCCAUGCCGCCCGCGAUAUCGUCCUGGAGCGCAUCAAGGAGGUAGUUCAUGACGACCUGAUCUACGCAUUUGACGCAGUGAGUGCUCCGGAGGAUCAGGUCCUUGCUGUGAACGCCCUGUCCAGCUAUAAAAGAGGGACGCUAGCCCGUCUGUUACCUGACGGCCCGAUCGACGGGUCGAAGGUCAGCCACAAACACGCCGGUUUCGACGUGCAGAACGUUUUCGGUGUCUGGCAGGCAAAUCCACAGCUGGCUAAAGAGUUCUGGAAACGCCUUCCAAGCUACCUUGAGGCGGGUAGAAUCAAACCGUUGGAGUAUAUUGUAAGACAUGGUCUCGAGGCUGAGUAUGUCAAUGAGGUGUUGGACCGUUAUAGGAAUGGGGAAAAGGUGGUCAAGGUUCACAUUCACAUAUAG
Molecule: messenger RNA, 1041 nt
Organism: Arthroderma uncinatum
Lineage: Eukaryota; Fungi; Ascomycota; Eurotiomycetes; Onygenales; Arthrodermataceae
Product: putative alcohol zinc protein
Exons: 1
Coding region: 1-1041 (346 amino acids)
Molecular function (GO): oxidoreductase activity, acting on NAD(P)H
Source: RefSeq, a predicted model, not a curated record